Molecule: messenger RNA, 942 nt
Organism: Candidozyma duobushaemuli
Lineage: Eukaryota; Fungi; Ascomycota; Pichiomycetes; Serinales; Metschnikowiaceae
Gene: MED4
Product: Med4p
Exons: 1
Coding region: 1-942 (313 amino acids)
Biological process (GO): regulation of transcription by RNA polymerase II
Cellular component (GO): core mediator complex; mediator complex
Molecular function (GO): transcription coregulator activity
Source: RefSeq, a predicted model, not a curated record
AUGCUACCUCAUAAGAACAAUCAGCCCACGAGUUCCUUACCGGUCUCACGUGUCGGACUGUCUGUCAAACUUAAUCAUCUUGCCGUUCCAGGCCUGAAUAGUCGGCCCACGUCGAGACCGAACACUCCCAGUGCAUAUGUCACCUCGUCAUUGAACCCAACGAAAAACAUGCCGGUCAUAUCAACGUCGGUGAAUUCUAAAAUAAAAAAUCAGGAUGAAGCUCGGCAAUUUGAAGAACUUGACAUCAUCAGCAGCAUUAGAGAGUUUGAAAGUGAGCUUGUGGAACUCUCACUGAGCAUAUCCUCUUUUCGAGAGGAAAACAUCCCCGAACAUGUCAAAAGCCUAAUCCAACUAGAUAAAAAGAUUUCUGCUGAGCAACAAAAUCUUCGCCGGCAUCAAGAAUAUGGUGCUGAGAUCGAAACACUCCAGAAGGAAAAUGAUGAAUUGAGCCAGGAGAGCAGUAGGCUUCUCAAGGAAUUAAUAUCUUGUCGAGCAGAUUUGAAGAAGCUUCCCAGACUACCGGCGGCAAGUUCGUCUACAAGAGAGUCGAGACUCAAGGAGAUUGGAGUGCAAGAAUUGCUUGACUACUCCAUGACCCUAGCGAAGUUUUCCAAAGCCCCGACCACUGCCAACGGUCAAUUGCCCCAUCCCAAUAAUUUCAUCUGGCCUGCCGAGGAUGCUUUGAGAAGGGGUUUACUUGCAUUAACAUCGCUCAAGCCUGAUGAAGUCAUCAAGGCAGAGCUUGGUGAGACCGAACCAGCAGAAGAAGAAAAGGUGGAGGAAGACGAUGUUGAGAUGGAGGAUGUGGCAGACAUGGACGCACCUUCGACUAAUAUGAAGAUGGGGCCUUCGGCACCAGCAAGGAAAGCAGAACCGGUAAAGGCGCCGGAGGCCCUCAACUUGGACCUCUUCGAUGGUGAUGAUUCGGAUGAUUCAGAUUAA